Messenger RNA from Symbiodinium sp. CCMP2456, 1986 nucleotides. The record is from the annotation of a GenBank genome assembly. NCBI's taxonomy places the organism in Eukaryota, Dinophyceae, Suessiales, Symbiodiniaceae.
AUGGAGGCUGAAGCUUUGAUUGUGAAGCUGCCGACAGACUUCGCAGGAUGGGCCAUCAGUUUCCGGGGCGAGGAGCUCCGAAGAGAGAAGGGCGAAGCGGGCCCGCAUGGCGGCCGCGGCCAGGGGAUCCAACUGCAUGCAGCCACCGCUGCAGCAAAGUUCCGAAUGGAUGGCCCAAAGGACAAUAUGGCCAUCCGCAAGCAUGGCGACGAAGACCUUGCCAUGGAGGUUGCACAUCGAAAGAUGGUCCCCAACAGCGACGUUACCCUUUGGUGCGUAGGGUUGCAUGAGCCCCACAGAGAGUGGGCCUGCCGGUUCUGCAUGAACGACGACGGCACGAUCUCUCCUUGUGACAAGGGCAAUCCCUGCAAGGAUGUGGUCAUUGGCGUGCAUUUAGGAGAGGGCUGGAAGCGCACGGGCCUGGUGCUGGUCCACCGCGAGGACACAAAGCGCCGUUUGGUUUUCUUGCAAGGCUCUGAGCUGCAGUCACGCGUUGCUGACCUCGAUGAGGCCGCUAUGCGGGUGGAUGCCACCAAGGAGCACAGGCUCAUCAUCACCGCGCCGAACCUCUCCUGGAUGGGCCCAGGACCGCUGGGUCUGUGUAUUCAGGGCAGCAUGAUCACCGUCGGAAACGGCCGCAUCUUCAACCUGAAAGUCGGCAAGGCCGCCGAUGCUGCAGUGUUUGCUUUCGACGGCUUGGAGACCGAGUGCAUGGCGGUGCGCUUGCAUGAAGACCGGGAGUUCGGAGUCGACGUUUCGCACCGAAAGAUGGAGCCAGGCUCGGCCGUGCUGCUGUGGGACUGCGACAGGAAGAUUCUCGCGGUCCAGUUCGCUUUUGGUACAGAUCGAUCUCUGUGCCCAUUUGGCUUUGCUGGGGUGGCAAUUGGCAUCAAGCAGAACACUGACAGGUUGGAGUUAGUUCGGUCAGAUGACCCCAUGCGCCUCAGAUUUCAGACGCCGGAGGAGGAGGAAGCUACGGCGGCACUGCUGCGCGAGGAAGCGGCGGCGGCGAAGGCUGCUUUAGCAGCGCUGGAGGACGCUGCACUUGCUCGCUGCAAUGCGGAUAUGUUCGAGCGACUGCGCCUUGAUGGCUUCGUGCACAUCCCCAACGUUGUGCCACGCGAACUUGUCCUUGCUGCCAGGAAGGAAAUCAACCGGCAGCUGGGAACGGCGACGGGUGGGACUGAUCAGUUCAAGGCAAAGACCUUCCCCAGGAGGCCCGAGAUCACAAACCUCGUGAACUCCUCCGGCCUUCCGAUCAUCCUUCGGCGGCUGCUAGGCCCGCGCGACAGCGGUCCAUACCGAGUGGAGUCCGGCCAAAUUGCGUUGCGUUUCCCUGGCGACAUGUGCAUCAAGGACAGCGUGGACAGCGAUUUUCAAAACUUCGAGCGCAUCCGUCAAGGUUGGCAUAUAGAUGGAACGCCUUCGAGCUUCAUCCCCGGUGUGACGGACCACUGGGGAAAGAUCACCAAUUUCGAUGCGUUGGUGGGCGUGUUGCUCAGUGACACUGACGCGAACAUGAGCGGUGAGCUCUGCUGCUACCCUGGCUCCCACAUGGACUUAGCCGGCUAUUUCAAGCAGAACGGUGUGGACGACGUGGCAAACAAAGGUGCUGCGGGACUCCCCACGGGACAGAAAACAGACAGCGUGUUGCGGAAGCCGCCGAUCCACUGCAACGGGAAAGCCGGCGAUGUCUUCCUGGCCAACUACAUGGUGGCGCAUUUUAUUGCCCCAAAUACGUCCCAAGACAUCCGCUACGCUGUGUACUUCCGUAUCCGCGGGCCCUCCUUCGAUCUGGAUCCUUUCAACAAGGAGAGCAUGCUGGAUCCGCUGAUGAACUGGAGUCUGGAUGGGCCGGAGCCGCCAAAGAAGGCGUUUGCGAAGCCUUCGUUGAGACGUGCUGCCACCAUCGAAGAUGCUGAGCUCAUGAACGAGGCCUUGGACUACUAUUCCGCAGCGAAUAACGACCACACCGUGCCCACAUGA